Molecule: messenger RNA, 345 nt
Organism: Parastagonospora nodorum SN15
Lineage: Eukaryota; Fungi; Ascomycota; Dothideomycetes; Pleosporales; Phaeosphaeriaceae
Exons: 2
Coding region: 1-345 (114 amino acids)
Source: RefSeq, a predicted model, not a curated record
AUGGUAUCUUGGAGAAUCUUCAUAGCUAUCAUGCACUACGUCUCUUCCUCGGCUUGUGUCGACAUUUUUCGUGGCCGUGCUGGGGGGAGCAUGUCGCCACCAUCCAGGCCAGAGCUCGUUCUCCGACCCCCGCUUUGCCUUCUUGGUAUCCCGCUCGGUGUAGGGAUGCCCGACUUCUCCAAAGUCAGUCUUCUGGCUAUUGGCGUUGCGACAGUGCUUCCGUCGCUGUUGCUACCGGUGUCAACCUCUCGCAAUGACAUGGACAACGCUUGCGAGUGGCCGGAAAUUCCACUCAAGGAGCUUCGCGGACGUUGUAUACGUGAGCUAAUGGAAGAGCUCGAGUAA